UUGAAUUCGUAUAUUUGUGAGCCUUGGGUAGGAACUGUAUUACAGGUGGUGCAUAUACGCACCUGACCAACUUUGAGAACUCUAAAUACUCAAUGUCCAAGGCCUUUCAAGGUCGUAGGAAAUACAGCGCGGUCAAGUUUUGGGGCCCAACUUGUACUGUUAAGAUAUGUCAAAGUCAUCAUUACCAGUGGAUACUUUCUUCAAGAACUUUCGAUUUUUGAAAAAAACUGUUAUAGUUAACAAUGAUGACUAUAACGGGGCUUUCAGGUCGAUCAAUAAGAUAAUAAAUGUUGAUAAGGUAAGGAGUACGGUCAAUUUUCAACAACGUUAUGAAAAACCAACUGAUUGGAGACGAAGAUAUAUGUAUGAACGGUGUAAACGUGUGUAUGACUCUGAGAUGUCAAGAAAAAUUUCACUUGUUAUACGCACACAUAGGGUUGAUCCAUGGCCUCGUUGAAAACUAGUCAUUUGUUUAGUUGUAAUUCUCUGUUGUACAGACUUAUAAUUGUUAGAUUUUGUUAAUAUAAUACAAUUUUGUUUGCUGAAUUGAUAGUUUUAUUUCUUUCACAUUUUAUAUUCAGAAUUAAGCUACUAAGAAUAGGAUGUGUUAAAAUAAUUAUUUUUCAAGAGGAUUUUGAUUAUGUAGAGCAAAUAGACUUGUGACAUUUGAUCAUGAAAAAAAUAUUUGCUUGCUCUUUGUAAUGUAGUGUUGUAUUUAUUAGAAUUGGAUGUAUAUUCAUUAGAUCUUCAUAAAUUGUGUCAACUUUUAUUAGCUUUUAGAUCAUUUUCAUGUUUGAUUGGUUAGAUAUGGGUGGAAGUGUACCUAAAAUGCACAUUAAGAUCGCGCUGGUCAAUUAUUUGAACAUAAAAGCAUAUGUAUCAGUCCAAAUUACUACCCCGUGUAUUAACACAACGAGAGGAAAGUAAAGUAUUCAAAAUAAUACCAGUAUAAGUGAUAGCAGAAGUUAUACAUAAAAAAACAGUUGAAGAAGAGCAAGUGAAAUGAAGUAAUAAGAAGUACUAAGUAAUAUUAUGUAUUAAUAUUUAAGAGUUAAAUAAUUAGUAAAUUUGCUCCAUUGCGAUCACUGUAGUUCCAAGUCGGCACAACCAACUGAAGUAUCCUCAUUCUGUCGGCUUUUAGCGUCACUUAGUGUUACUCUUUGGAUGUGAGAAAUGCUUCAGGGGCAGUACUGACUUAUCUUCAAAUAUAUGUCUAGAAGUAUUGCAUAAACAGGUAAUGGACCAUAAUGUUAUCAAGUUAUAACAGUUCCAAUUAUUGUGAUUAUAUGUUAAUCAGAGGUAGUCCAAUCGGUGUACUAACUAAGAAUUCCCAGAAUAAUGCAAUUUAAGGCAAACAGAACUCGCGUGCACAAGUGAACAUAUUAUAUUUGAAGUUCGGAUUAGCUGCCGAAUCAGUAACAAAGGAAUCAUCAGUUAGUGCAAAUACCAUAGAUUAAUAAGUAGUAAUGUUUCAUGGUCAUUUUGUUUUCAAUCACCGCAGUUAAAUCUCCACACUGUAAGUGUAAGGAGCCAUGUAUAGUGACAAAGCUGAAGAUUAGAGCUGCCUGUUAGUUAACUCAUCCCGUUUUAUAGUAAAUACAGUUAGUUGCUAUGCUGAAGCAUUGGGUUAAGUAGUCACAUCACACUACUUAGUUAUUAAUCUUUGACUAACUCUUUAAAAUCGGAAACGGAUGAAUGGAGCAUGAAUCACUGGAUGCUAUUUAUAAUGAUCAGUAUCCGACAUCACUAUGCGCAUUCAAGUGACAUAAAUAUAGAAUGGUAGUUUUGACCUCUAAAGAUCGAACUAUUAAACGGUGUGUCAAAAUAUUAACGUCGAGAAAGAUAUAUACAUAUAUCUAUAUAUGUAUAUAUAUAUCUAUAUCUAUCUAUCUAUCUAUCUAU
Messenger RNA from Schistosoma rodhaini, 1902 nucleotides. The record is from the annotation of a GenBank genome assembly. NCBI's taxonomy places the organism in Eukaryota, Metazoa, Platyhelminthes, Trematoda, Strigeidida, Schistosomatidae.